This is a messenger RNA of Lottia gigantea (owl limpet), 1350 nucleotides long. RefSeq lists its product as hypothetical. Bases 1 to 1350 code for a protein of 449 amino acids. Lineage: Eukaryota; Metazoa; Mollusca; Gastropoda; Lottiidae. The transcript is spliced from 8 exons. The record is from RefSeq and is a predicted model, not a curated record.
AUGAAGACAUACACCAUGUACACAGAUCAACAAUCAUGGAAUGCAGCUAAUAUGAUAUGCUCCUUACGUGGUGGAUAUUUGGUGAAAAUUGAGAGCAGUUCGGAAAACUCAUUUUUGUUGGAUCGACUAGAUAAUACAUGGGUUAACGGCGGUGACUCGUUUUACAUUGGUUUACAUAAUGCUGCCCUGAAGGAAAACACAGCUGAAUAUUUUUGGACAGAUUGUACACCAAUAGGAAAUUAUGAUGAUUUGGAUUCAAAUUCAGAGGAAUAUAUUUUGUAUUGUGUCAUUCUGUAUAAAGGAUCAAAAUUUAGUAAUCCUGCUUGGAGAGUAAAAGAUUGUACUGAUGUGAAUUCAUUUGUUUGUGAAACCGACGGAGGUCUGUGUGAUUAUAUUAUUUUCAACAACACUAUUGGAAUACAGGGUAUUAGUUUUAAUGCAGCUGUGAUGGGACAAAAUGAUUGUUUGCGCCUGUGUGAUGAGGCUAUACUGAAUGGAAUGGAAUGUUGGGGAGUUACAUACUAUAUUUACACUGAAACAUGUAUUCUACAUUUAUCGAAUGAUUCUACAAUCUUUGAUAAUGGUGGUAAAACAUCAAAUACUGGUUCCAUUUUUUUGAAGAAACAAUGCUUGAAAGUGGACGUAGAUAAUACAGUAUAUCCAUCUAUCUCGCCUACUAAUAUACCAUAUACUAACUGUUUUAGUACACCAUCUACGGGGUCUAUUUAUACCAUUAUUGAGAGAGCAGUUACAUGGCAAGAAGCGAAAGACGUUUGUUCGCACAUUGGAGCAUCGCUUUUAGAAUAUAGAAGCACUGAAGAGUUUACAGAUGUUCUGAAAAUAGCCACCCCUUCACUAGGUGGAAUUUCAUCAUUCUGGAUCGGAUUGAAGAGAUAUACAAAUUUGACAUUUCUAUGGCAAGAUGGGACCGAUAUUGCUACCUGGGACAAAUGGGAAAGCUUACCGUCUAAUACACACGGGACAUGUGUUCGAGCCUCAACAACUUUACUAUGGUUAGAAGAUAACUGUACCAAUAGCCAUUCAUUUAUUUGUGAACAACCAGGUGUUUGUGGUUAUGAGGUGGUUUAUAAAACUAAAGGGAACGAUGGCUCCCUACAUUUUUUAAAAAGUCAUCUCCAGUGCAUUGGAAUUUGUGACAGUGAUAAGUCCUGUAUAGCUUAUAACUACAUCAAUAUAGUAGCUCCUUGUAUAACCUAUCACCAGUCGGAUAUUUAUUACUAUUUCGACAACUCAAAUUACCAAACAGAUAAUUCUUAUGAUUUGUAUAGAUACAGUUGUUCACAUGAUAAAACUGUUCUUCUGGACGUGAUACAGAGAGUGUUGAUUUAA